Messenger RNA from Hevea brasiliensis (rubber tree), 1140 nucleotides. Its product is annotated as phosphatidylglycerophosphate phosphatase PTPMT1-like. Lineage: Eukaryota; Viridiplantae; Streptophyta; Magnoliopsida; Malpighiales; Euphorbiaceae. The record is from RefSeq and is a predicted model, not a curated record. Gene Ontology annotation, biological process: protein dephosphorylation. Bases 1 to 924 code for a protein of 307 amino acids. Gene Ontology annotation, molecular function: phosphatidylinositol-4,5-bisphosphate 5-phosphatase activity; protein tyrosine/serine/threonine phosphatase activity. The transcript is spliced from 7 exons.
AUGGAUGAUCAAUCAAUGCUGCAGCAAACUUUAGUUAAUAAUAUCGCAGCAUCUAUGAUUAAAACCCAGCAUUAUGCUACUAUUUGUUUGUUCAAAGCUCAAGAUUCUGGUAGUCAACUUUUGCAGCAUAUUGAACCUCUAUUCAUAUUGCUAGGCGCUGUUCCAUUCCCUACAGAUGUUCCAUGCCUAAAGGAGCUUGGUGUUCAUGGUGUGAUCACAUUGAAUGAGCCAUAUGAGACAUUGGUUCCAACAUCUCUUUAUCAUGCUUAUGGCAUUGACCAUCUGGUCAUUCCUACAAGAGACUACUGCUUUGCACCAUCCCUAAAUGAUAUUUGCAUAGCUGUGGAUUUCAUUCAUGAGAAUGUAUUGCAAGGAUGUACUACAUAUGUUCAUUGUAAGGCUGGUCGGGGCCGCAGUACAACCAUUGUUCUUUGUUACCUGGUGCAACACAAACAAAUGACACCUGAAGCUGCGUAUGAUCAUGUCAGGUCAAUCAGGCCAAGGGUGCUUCUAGCAUCUGCUCAGUGGCAGGCUGUUCUGGAAUACUAUAAUCUUAAGCUGAGAAGAAGUGCUCACAUUAACACAACUGAUCUCAUCUUGAAGACCCCAAGGCCAGCACGAUCCCAGGAUAUUGUGGCCUUUGAUGAUGGUUCUGUAGUUAUCGUUAAUGAGGCAGAUCUUGAUGGGUAUGACCCCGCUCAUGAGUCAGAUACUGUGAGAAGAGAGAUAUUGGCUGAUCUAAGUGUGGUCUAUCGAGUUCGAGUUGCUGGUCAAGCAGCAUUGGCAAGAAUAUCCUGUUCAUGUCUGUGGUUCCGCUGCCAUACUCACCAAAAGAUUUUGGGAGAGCAACUAAGCACAAAGAACAGCUGCUCAAUCCAGGCCAAUCAUUUGGGAGGUAUUAGUGUAGACAUUCAUGUCUACUGAGAGGCGGGUGAAAUUGCAUACAAAUGGUUUGAUGAGUUUUCUUUCCGUUCCAAAUUUUCCUAUCCGUAUAUAAAUGAUGAAUAAUGUUUGAUGAUAUGGCGCUGAAACUCCAUUUCCAUGACCCAUUGUAAAUCAACUUUCCGUCUUGAAUCAUUAGUGUAAGAAAAACAAUCAUGGUGUUUCAUUUAAUGCAUUUCGUGAGAAAAAUUUGUUUCA